Molecule: messenger RNA, 3631 nt
Organism: Gavia stellata (red-throated loon)
Lineage: Eukaryota; Metazoa; Chordata; Aves; Gaviiformes; Gaviidae
Product: torsin-1A-interacting protein 2
Exons: 6
Coding region: 270-1859 (529 amino acids)
Biological process (GO): membrane organization
Cellular component (GO): membrane
Molecular function (GO): ATPase activator activity
Source: RefSeq, a predicted model, not a curated record
GCCAAAGGGCCUCUGGGAAGGGCAAGCAGAGGGGCUAGUGCCAGCCUCCUCUCGCUGCCCCUCUGCUUCACUUCGCCGCCCCGACUGGCUCCAAACCUCCAAGCCUGGGUUUACGGGCGUUUAGUCGCAAUUCCCGAGGCCAAGACGGGAUGGUGUCUGUGAGGGAGCUUGGUCAGCCACUUCAACAGCAAGGAGAUAUGUCUCCUUACGACCAAAGGAGAAAGUGAAACAAAACGGUGCAGAAGCUAGAGCUCCAGGGGAGAAAGAAAAUGGAAGAGAAUCCAAGCGUGGAUGUGUCUGGAGCUCGACCAGCCCAAGAUGAGGUGGGGAGCACAGCAGAGCAUCCUGUGCACGAAGAGCCCACCCAAGAGACACUUGAGCACCAAGUGGCAAGCGGGUGGCCCGAGACCUCCUGCAAACCAGAGGAGGACUCUUUGGUGUGUAAAUCACCAACUGCUGAUGGUGGAGGAACGAUACUGUCGGAUUUAGCUGACCCCACAGUAGAGGAGAAGGUUCCCCAGGAAACUGAAGUAUCACUGGAAGAAUCUGGGAAGACAAGAGACUGUGUCUCGGAAAGAUCCCAGGAAGAAGAUGAGUUGGAUGAAGCCAGGCUGGCCGAUGAUAAAACAGACAGCAAAGGAGACAGCCCUGUCCACCAGAAAACAUGGGAGGACCAGGAGACAAGCAGGCUAUGUGAAAGCUCCUACACAGCAGAGGAAGAUGUUUCAUCAAGAAGCAAGUCCCUGAACUCUGACAGUAAAAUGACGCAUUCGGAUGCGACUGCCACAGAAGAUGUCACCAAAGGUGUCUUGGCAGAGAAGAGCACCAGUGCCCCUAUCCUAGACUGGGAGCCAGAAGAGCACACAGAGCAAGAAACACAGGAGAGCGGAUCCCAAGGCACAUUAAGGAACAGACAUGGGACCAAAGAGCGCACAGCCCCAAAGCCAGAGGCUCAGUCCUGCUUGCAGAACGUCACCACCCAAAACACAGACCAGGAGCAGGCCAAAAAGUCCCUCUUGCUGAAAGGUGAGGAAAAGAAGCUUCCCUUGCGUGUUACUCAUCGACCAGAAGGCACUGAUCCUCCAGGAACAAGGUUUGUCAUCAUGAGCCUCAUGUUUCUCGGCUUCUGCAUAUUGUGCUUUGGCAACCCGACCUCCAAAUCCCAGCAAGCCCCCAAGAACCCCACGGUGGAGGCAUUCCUCUCCCAGUUCAACCAGCUGCAGGACAGGUUUCCGGGGCAGAGUCCCCACCUGUGGCUUCGCGGGCGCAAGUUCCUGCAGAAGCACCUCAAUGCAUCCCACCACACUCAGCCGGCCAUCAUCAUCUUCACAGCCGCCCGCAAGGGCGAGUGGACCUUGCGAUGCCUUAGCACCCGUGUGGCCGACACCUACUCGGCCGCCCUGCAUGCUAGUACAGUCCAGAUCGAUGGCACGGAUAAAUCCAGGCUCCAGAGCGACCAGGCCAAGCUGGAGGUGGACUCAGAGCUGAGCUCAGCUUUCCAGGCCGGGGACCGUGCUGCGGUGAUACACCGCUUUGAGUUGCUGCCGGCGGGGGCCACCCUCAUCUUCUACAAGUACUGCGACCACGAAAGUGCUGCUUUCAAGGACGUGGCCCUGCUGCUGACCGUGCUGCUGGAGGAGGAGAUGCUGGAGACCCACAUCAGCCUCCAGCAGGUGGAAGAGAGGGUCCGUGACUUCCUCUGGGCCAAGUUCACCAACACCAGGACCCCCAGCUCCUACGACCACAUGGACUCCGACAAGCUGAGUGGGCUGUGGAGCCGCAUCUCCCACCUGGUCCUACCGAUCCACCCAGUGCAGACCAUCGAGAAGGGGGGCUGCCAUGUCCAUGCCAAACCCUAGGGGCAAAGGCUACCAAAGCCCCGGAAGGGUUGAAAAGACGGUCCUGGCUGACUCUGAUGCAGGCGGAGGCACAAACAGUGCUAUUUCUCUUCGAUUUGUUUCGCAUACCCUCCUGGGAAGAGUUGGACAGGUACAAGUUGAUCCAGGCCAUUUGGCCAGCUGAGUCCUGGAGGCAAUAGAUCACACUUCCUUCUGGCAGAUGAGAAGAGCGGAUAUUUUAGACCGUUGAUUGCACGGGAGAACAUCGCUGUGUGGGGAGGCAGGAGGGAAAACAGGACUUGGCAGGUAGCGUUUCUAUCAGGAAAUACACAAAUAACCUACACAACUAGUACGCCAGAAAGAUACUUCAGUUCAGUAGCUCUUUCAUUUCUCCCCACCCUUCCAUUUGCUAAUGUCGCGUACAUCAGUCUCGCAGUCUACUUUAUCUAGAAGGUUUCUGUCUCUUUGCAGAGAGCUGCUGGAACACAGGAAAGUCAAAUUCCCCAAAGCCCAACAUUUUGAAGGCAUGCUUCAAAAAGAAAACCAGUUUGCUAGUCAAGGGGUUGGCCAGUCAGUCCUGAUAGAGUCCCACUUGCACAGACUGAAUGACACCCAGCAAAGAUCAGAUCCUAAAUAUAGGAUGUUCAAACAAACCUGCAAUUCAGAAAUCCCCUAAACAUCAAUUACAAGAAAUUCCAGGUUGUCAGCAUUUAAACACUGCACUAAGGCGGGCGGGACCCCAUAUGCCAGAGAACAAGCUCCAAAGACAGAGAGCAAUGAAACAGAAACCACCUUACUGUCGCUCUGAUAGUGUGAAGCCUCAAGGAAUUGCACAGGUGAAAGAAUGAGUAAUACAAUUUCACUUAAUGCUACCUCUUUAUAAAAAAGUCUACUCUGGAUCCCCUUGCCACCACAAGGCUACAACCAUCUCUUUGGGCUGAUGCAUCAGCUUUGGUCCUACACGAUAGAUUGCCUUUCACCCAGAUCUCUGAUCUGUGUGUAGGGCAAGAAGCCGUCUGCCUGCCUCUCCCCAGCUAACUUUUAUUGAUGAAUGUAGAUGUUAACAUUGAUAUUUAUUUCAAACCACGUAGGGUAGCACUCCAGGUCCUUGCCCUCCAAAGGUACAUUUGCCCCCCUGCCAGGCAUCGGGUGCUCUGGCAUAUGCUAAAGCAACUAGGAGCAGAGCUGGGAUUAGCUGGUAAAGACAAAAUCUCUGGCGUUAACACUAAAAAUCCUCAAUGAAGCAGGCUGGUUUCUUACCGGCCCUCCUCUUCUGCAUCCCAGGACGAAAAAUCCGAGUCCUUGAAACACUGUGGUGCCCCUGCACACUGCGUUUCUGCAGAUGCUCUGGGGCAGAGCAGCCAACUCAGGGAACACCUGGGGGGUAGGUGCAGGUUACAGCAUUUAUAAUAACCCAACAGUCAGCCCCAGGUGUCAGCCCCUUGUGCCUACGGUGCUGCUUGCCAGAGAAAGAGCAGCUGUAGCAGAGCACGGCUUAUUUCCAUGGAAGCAGCACAGACUGGGACCUUGCAGAGCCAGGCUCUGUGUCCGAGCAAGUCGCAAAUCGAGAACACUACGGUGUUUUUACAAGCAGCGCAUCCGAGUGCCACUUACAGCAACUGGACCCUGGCGUUGGCCGGGUCUUCUGCCAACGGUGCCUUGCUGAUCUGCCCCACUGAUGGCUCAGCUGAGGCACAGCCCUGCACCCUAAAACCACAACCUGUCUCUUCUUUCCUCCUGCCAUGUGCCUUGUCCUGUCUCGGGAGAUUUGUGGCCAUUAACUCGGAGGAGGG